UUAUGUUAAUUCAUAUCAGCAAUUGGGCAGUUAUUUAACCAAGAUUCGAUUUCUUAUUUUUUAUUUGCUGUGAAAUAAUGUUGCUUCGGAAAUUGUUGACAGCGCGUUCUAACUAUUUACUGCGACGAUGGGCCAGCACAGAUCCGCUUUGUUUCCAGAAUGAGAAGCUGCAAGCAUACCUGGAAUCACUGCGCCAGGAAUAUUAUGCGCUCCGCGUCAAUGCAGCCGGUAACAGCAGCCUCUAUGCCCGCCUGUCGCGUCUGGAUCCGGUCGUGAAUUCCCUUGAAAAGCACAGAGCCCUGCAGCGCAAUAUAACACCUGAGCAGGAUUUGGCCGCUGAAAAGGACGAGGAUAUGCGUGCACUGAUGCAAGAGGAAAAUAGCGUUUAUGCCGAAUUGUUGCGUAAACAGGAGGAAGCAAUGCUGCAGGAGCUGCUCGCACUUGCUGACCAUGAGGACUACCCGUCGCUGAUAUUUGAGGUGAACGCUGGAGCCGGCGGACAGGAGGCCAUGCUGUUUGCCCAGGAGCUCUACGACAUGUACACCAGCUACUUCGAGCACAUGGGCUGGGAGUAUGAGGAGUAUGCCCAUGAGACCACCGACAUUGGUGGACUGCGUUAUGCCAAUCUGCUGGUCAACGAUCCCGAGGCCUACAAUUGGCUGCGCUACGAGGCGGGUGUGCACCGAGUGCAACGUGUGCCGGCCACCGAGAAGUCUGGACGCAUGCACACCAGCACCGCCUCAAUAACAGUGAUACCACGGCCGGCUGAUGUUCAGGUGCAUAUUGCGGAGCGAGACCUCAAAAUUGAGACGAAACGUGCCAGCGGCGCUGGCGGUCAACAUGUAAAUACCACAGAUUCAGCCGUGCGCAUUGUGCAUUUACCUACGGGCUUGGCUGUAGAAUCGCAGUCAGAGCGUUCCCAGCUAAAGAAUCGGGAGCUGGCGCUAAAGCGUCUGCAGGCCAAGCUUAUGCAGCAGCAGCUGGAGAGCUCCGAGGCGACCAAACAGGCGACGCGAAAGGCACAACAGGGCAAUCUAAAUCGCAACGAAAAGAUUCGCACGUAUAACUUUGUGCAGGAUCGUGUAACGGAUCACCGCGUGCAGCAGGGCGGCACGCUGCACAAUCUGAGCGGGUUCCUCGAGGGUGGCCAGCAACUAAGCGAUCUAAUUGAGCGGCUACAUUUGGAGCAGCGCAAACUGAAGCUGGUGGAGUUGCUCGAAGAGUGGCAGCCGCCACAGAAGGCGUCAGAUAAAAGCUAAUCGCAUAUUCCCCCGCUUUUUAGUCUAAUAAU
Molecule: messenger RNA, 1291 nt
Organism: Drosophila novamexicana
Lineage: Eukaryota; Metazoa; Arthropoda; Insecta; Diptera; Drosophilidae
Gene: mRF1
Product: peptide chain release factor 1-like, mitochondrial
Exons: 1
Coding region: 78-1259 (393 amino acids)
Biological process (GO): translational termination
Molecular function (GO): translation release factor activity
Source: RefSeq, a predicted model, not a curated record